GGCCGUGCGUCCCUGUAUCAUACCAGUCGCAAGUCUUUCAGUCUGUGCAUACUCAAGAAUAUGGUGACUAUUCGCCGCAGAGACACGGACACUAACUGGCGCGUACGCCUAUGCUGUGUUUGCCACGCCGGUUUCGUUGGACACGGACGAGACACACACACCAACACCGAUAUCAUCGCGCGUCGGUCGAUGUUAUCGCGCUCCCUGUGCUGCGAGCUCGAUUCGUCUGUUGAUUCUUACCCUUUUCGGUCGUCGCGAUCCUUACUUCGUUUGGUAAGUAAAGUCGGUCCUCUAAUAAUCAUUUUCCCAAACAAGACUAUUACUAUUUCGGUUUUCUGCGAGUGAACUUUCUAUCGGUAGCAUUUACUGUGAUCCUGUUCUUCGGGCCUCUGAGAGAUGUGCUCAUUUCGUGCAAUGAAUAGUUGAUUCGCCCCUUUGAAAACCAUAUGCUGACUUGUGUCGCAGUGUAUGUCCUAAAUUGAUGUUUGUAUAGAUUUUUCCUCCUCGCAAUCGAAACAACCGCAUGCACGAUCGUUGAUUGUCUCAUGCAACUUUCGCAACGAUUCACACGCCGUCCAGUACUUUUAGAUUCGGUUUCAGAAGACCAGAUACUCGGAAGUGACAUUGAAAAGAACUUUCUUGAACACGCAAUCUAGAACAAGAUGGGUCGGAAACAGAAGAAUGAAGGAACGUAUGUUCGCUUGCUGAAGAUCCCGCCAGUGUAGCAGCCGGUAAUAUUUCCAACGGGCGCAGAUCAAUACCCCUGUCGGAUGCUGUCAUAACGUCCGCCUAGAAAAAUUUGCGCAACUAGAACAAUUGGAGUUUAGCGGUGUGGCUCGUUGCGAAGCUAUUUGAAAAACGACGCGUGAAAGAAGCAGUAUAUGAACGCUGAGGCUUCUGCCUUCGUCGUCUCGCUAGUGUUCUUCGGUGCAACUUACUUCGGGUAAUCCUGCACAAACAAUACCGUGUCGGGGCGUCAAAAAUAUGAAUGUGCCGCAUAGAAUCUCUUUCAUCGGCUUUGGCCGAGUCGAGGACAUGCAACUUUUGAUGACAUUCAGUACGAGAAAUCGUGGUCCUGCCUGGGACGACCCGAGAAUGCCGACGGUACCAAGUAGACGUGACGAUAGAUGUGUUGAUCUUCUAUUUAACCUCGAUACACAGCUCUAUUUCUAGAUGAGUUCUACUCACUUGUACUGCAGCCAGUUCCUUACAUACCGUGAUUUCGCACUAUUUUGCCCUGCAAAAUUUACCAAUGAACAGAUCAAGAAACUGCUGAAAGCUGCGAAGACGAAAAUGAGUGCGGGUCAAAGGCAAAAGUUAGUGUGGGAGGGGUCACAGGUCUUUGUGCAGCUCGAUUUUCCGCAGGGAGGCCUGUUGUAUGUGGUACACACUCAUACUAAUAAAUGUGAGUUAUCACAAGUAGUUGUCUGAAUCUUGUUAUACCUUCGAUGUAGGUACUACAUACGAGUACGUCGUUGUAGGGUUUGGCGUUGUAUGUUUCUUCAAUCGUUUCAGGAAACAAAUCAAGAAUGCUAGAAGUACUGAAUUGUUAGUAUCCUGUACCUUUUCAUCGCGCAUAAUUUCUUGUCAGGUCAUCUGCAAGAAGGCAUCAGAGGCGGACGAGGAUUAUCCAGAAAGAAUAGCGUACGCCCUUCUCUCCGAAGUGAUGCAACAUGUGGAGACGAAUUAUGCAGUGGAAUUGCAGCAGCGAAACGUAUGCCUUUUUAAAAUUGUUUAACAAACUGUUCUAGGUCGUCCACAUGUCCUGGUACCAACACCUAACCUAGGCCGUACCACAACGACCAUUCUUUCUUGAUUCACUUUUGGAGCUGGAAAUGGAUCUAAAUCGAUAGCUUGUUAUACUAUAGAGCCUCAGUCUAUGGCGGUUUCUUUGCCAUCUCAUCUCUACGGUCCACCAUAACAGCCUGGAGACGUGUUUUCCAAUGAUAUGGCUGACUGGUUGCUCGAACGGGCAGACGCGUUUGACGAUCCAGACGAGUAUGACAAGCUCGCGCGGGUGAAGUUAAAGGCAGAUGCUGUGAAAGGGGUAUUUGUCCUAAGUGAGCUCAAUCCUGAUUGGAUCGGUAUACGAUGGAGCCGUACUUAAGAGUUCAAGUAGAUCAUGUAGAAGAGGUCGACAGAAGGAAACCUGGAUGGGUAUGACUUCAACAGAACUAGCGGCUAGAUUUGCCACAUUGGGGGACUGCUUAAACCGAGAAGGAUGGAGAGGCAUUGCUGAGAAGAGCAGCGUAAACAACGACAGCAACAGCGGUAGCCUUCUCCUCCUAACCAACGCAAGAAGAAGCGCUGCCACUACUUCCGCUACUACUGUAGAAACCGUGGGGCGCCCUCACAGCUUCAACAUCAGAGAAAUUCGCAGAACUCAAAGAAGACUCAGGGAAGUCGUAGGCCCAAUCCGAACCGACUAGCAUCGUUAAGAAUUAGAUUAGCACGCUGCUGAUCUUUCAUUAUUGAUUUUUAUAGUGGCUCUUCUACUUGCUAUUAUGUUGCUAGAGUGAGAAGAUCACAGGUAGGUUGAAGGAUUACUUAGAAUGAUGCCGAAAUCUCUAUCUCCAGGUGAUGAAGAACAACAUCAAUGCGAUGUUGAAGAAUACCGAGAAUUUGAAUGUUUUGGAGGAACAGGCCCUGGACAUGGCAGAGGAGGCUAAGGAUUACGACGAAGAGGCAGAGGAAAUCAAGGACUACUUCUGGUGGAAGGACUGCAAAGUGACGCUUCUUAUCGGAGCUCUGGUCAUCGUAAUGACCGCUCUCAUGAUCUUCUGUUGCUGCAGAGAGUACAUGAAAAAGCCUGAAGAUGGAGGAAGCAAGAAGGAGUAGACAUAAACAGCGGAGCUCCGCUCAUCACGUUAUACCAAGGAGUAGCACGGGGGGAAAAAAUCACGUAAGUAUUAAGUUGUAAUGCCUAGUGUAUUCGAAGAAUCAUGCCCUGUGUGCUGUUUCCGGUGCAUUGGCUUGUGCUGACUCUGGCAUUGGGUGUAUCAUGCAUGAGAAUUGAAGAAGACGUACAAAGAAUAGGGGGUGAUUAGAUAUACGCUCAAGAAGAUGAACUUGAACAAACGUAUUGCUGGUGAGCCUACGAAAGUAGCAGAAAACAUGGCUAGUAGCUAGUUACGAUUAUCAGAGAUAUUUCAUCUUGAAGGCGAGUAAAAGUAAGUGUGAAUGAUUGGUUCCGAUGUCGUUCCGCAGUAAUAUAAUUUCGACUUCAUAGUAGUAGAUACCAUCGCCAUAACUGUGCUCGUCUACCAGAUAGAAGUUGCAUCACAGACCAUUUCAUCGUCAAGCAUUAAGAAUCCAUCGAUAUCGAAUCCAUAGUAAAAGUAAUUCAUGCGCAUGAAAAUCAGGAAUAAGGACCCAAACCAUACGGUAGAAGUAUCUACUUCAUUAAGAACCUCCAAGAAUGCACUUGCAGUUGCACCACCAGCAUCAAAGUUACUUUCGUAGCCCCAUGAAGCCCAACACACAUGUAGCCCUUGUUCUACAAACCUAGAAAUCAUACCCCACAAUACGUUGAACGCAUGAUUAGAAUGAUCUCUACAGGAGGUAAGCGUAAGCACCCCACGACGACCAAAACAUCUGAUACUACACAAGAAUAAAAAAUUCGCGCAUGCACGAGAUUCGAAGAGCACACCGUGCUAGUACUACUGCUCCGGUUCACGAAAACGAACCUUUCAUUGCAAAGUGUGAUAGGUCUCUGACUCUGUGAAAGUGCUGCGAUAUUAUUUUCAGG
This is a messenger RNA of Amoebophrya sp. A25, 3748 nucleotides long. NCBI's taxonomy places the organism in Eukaryota, Dinophyceae, Syndiniales, Amoebophryaceae. The record is from the annotation of a GenBank genome assembly.